UGGAAGAUACUAGGUUUUGGGUUGGCUAUAAAUACAUUGAUCGAGCUCCGGCUCUCCGGCAUCCAAGCCACGAUGGAACCCUCGAAUAGGCUUGCUAACUUCUGAAGAGGACUGGAUUUGGUUUCUGGUUAAAGAUGAAUACCGUUCAAUCUAAUUUCUCAGCUAAUAGAGUGGUCUCUCUGAUUGGACCCACUGCAAGAAAUGUCAGAACCUCUUCUUUCAGUACUGCAAGGAAGAUGAAAGCUACAUGUUUACAUGUUUCUCCACCAUUUGGUCUCCGGCAAGACAAGCUGUACCCAAGAUUUGUUUAUGAUGCCCUGAAGAAUGAAGCUUCAGUGCAUGCAUUUGGCAAAAAUGGGGACUCUAAGAGUGAAAAUGAGCCUUUUUCAUUGGAAUCACCAAAGAAAGCUACAGGCAAUUUUAGAAGAGAGCUAACUGUGCAGGACUUGUUGAGGGAGUGGAUGAAGGGAAGACAAUUUGGUGGAAACGGAGGUUAUGGGAAUUCGUAUGGGGGUGAUGGUGAUCCUUCGGGUGGUCCAGAGACCGAAGGGUCUGCAGGACAAUUUGAUGAACUCUUUCAAGUGAUCAUGGCAACUAUUGGUGUAAUAUUUCUGUAUACCCUUAUAACCCGUGGCGAGGAACUGAUCCGUCUUGCUAGAGACUGCAUCAAAUAUCUUUUAGGUGCUAAAGCCAGCACCAGGUUGAUCCAUUCAAUGGAGAAAUGGCGUAGGUUUUUUGAGAUUGUCACCUGCAAGGGGGUGUUGUGAGAGAAAGAUCAUAUACUUGGCUCAUGUCAAAGAUCAUUCCCAUGCUAAGAAUAAAAGCCCCUGCAUAGUUUCUCCAAUAGCUUGUAUUUGUUCCAGAUGAUUGGAGAAGAUCACCUUUGUUGUGGGGAUUAGUCAUCUGACCUACAAGAGUCGGCUUUUUUAGUGUAAUGAGUUCCAUUGUUCUCCUUGCACUUGUUUCUCCAAUACCAUGUAUUUGUUCGAAAUGUUAAAAGCUCAUCUUUAUGUUGUUGUUCGCAUUA
Musa acuminata AAA Group (dessert banana) is the source of this 1027-nucleotide messenger RNA. RefSeq lists its product as uncharacterized. Gene Ontology annotation, cellular component: chloroplast. The record is from RefSeq and is a predicted model, not a curated record. The coding region runs from base 135 to 767 and encodes 210 amino acids. Lineage: Eukaryota; Viridiplantae; Streptophyta; Magnoliopsida; Zingiberales; Musaceae. The transcript is spliced from 5 exons.